Angiostrongylus costaricensis is the source of this 276-nucleotide messenger RNA. The record is from the annotation of a GenBank genome assembly. Lineage: Eukaryota; Metazoa; Nematoda; Chromadorea; Rhabditida; Metastrongylidae.
AUGGAUUCCAUUGAGAGGAGAUUAUUCAUCCUUCGCUCGUUCGUUUAUCCUUACAUAAUGAGUGCUGAUCGUUUCGGCGGUUUUUACUUUCAUUAUAGACCAAAAUGCGCUGCAGAGGUUAACAUCGUACCGACUGCACAAGCGGGUGCCGCACAACAUCGAGUCGAGAGCGCUGAACCAGUUCAAGAAUUGCUACUUCAGUCCGAUUCAGUGUGUACUGAUGGAGCGUCGGCGACGAUAGAACGACGACCAGUAGCGAACACCGUCAGCCGAUGA